Molecule: messenger RNA, 753 nt
Organism: Thermochaetoides thermophila DSM 1495
Lineage: Eukaryota; Fungi; Ascomycota; Sordariomycetes; Sordariales; Chaetomiaceae
Product: nedd8-specific protease-like protein
Exons: 6
Coding region: 1-753 (250 amino acids)
Biological process (GO): proteolysis
Molecular function (GO): deNEDDylase activity; cysteine-type peptidase activity
Source: RefSeq, a predicted model, not a curated record
AUGCGAUUCCGUAGCAUGGCUAGGCAUCUAAGCGAGAGCUUUAGCUCGUCGUCACAGCCAUACCUGUCCUACCAUGACAUUCUUCUCACCACCGAGGAUAUCCGAGCGCUCAAGGGCGACUGGCUAACGGACAACAACAUUGCUUUCUGGGAGGAAUGGCUUGAGCGUGAGGUUUUGCCUAACUAUCCCAAGGCCCGCGUCGUCCUCCUCCGGCCCAGCAUAACGUUCCUCUUGAUGCAAACGAUCGAUAUCAAGGGGAUAAGCAGUGCCCUUCCUGACUUCCGCAACGUCACCCACAUCUUCCUCCCAAUCAACGACAGCCGCGACCGUGAGCGCGCCGACGGUGGUAGCCAUUGGUCGCUUCUGCUCGUGUCUGUCAUCGAUCGGGUCGCCUUUCAUUACGACUCGCUCGGCGGCGCCAACUUCUAUGAGGCACAACGGUGUACUGAUCGGUUAGGUCGCGUCCUGGGCAUCCCACUUCGAUUCCAUCAGCUCGAGGAUUGCCCACAACAGCCCAACAGCAGCGACUGUGGCGUGUUUGUGUGCAUCUUGAUGCGUCACUUGCUUAUUAAGCGCCUGCUCGUGGCUGGCUCCAAUGAGAAGGUCUCGAUGUCUAUGGCUGGAAAGAUGAUUGACAGCCAUGGCGGCCGCAAAGAGAUGCUGCGCAUCAUAGAAUCGCUGCGUAAGGAGGGCGAGCGCAGGAGAAGUGCCAGCCCGUAUGCGAAGCCGAAUACCCCACCGCGGAUUGAGUAA